Messenger RNA from Bolinopsis microptera, 2209 nucleotides. RefSeq lists its product as uncharacterized. The coding region runs from base 86 to 1138 and encodes 350 amino acids. The transcript has 7 exons. Gene Ontology annotation, cellular component: cytoplasm. Gene Ontology annotation, biological process: negative regulation of protein kinase activity; neurotrophin TRK receptor signaling pathway; negative regulation of TOR signaling. Lineage: Eukaryota; Metazoa; Ctenophora; Tentaculata; Lobata; Bolinopsidae. The record is from RefSeq and is a predicted model, not a curated record.
UUAGAUAAGGCGUUGUGUGUAUUUAUAAUAUUCAAAUAUUUUAUCAGUUAUUAUAUUAAAUAAGUUAUAUAACUUGUUAUAGGGAAUGACGAUACUAGGGUGUCCAUGUCUGAACAUACUGAUACACAUAGACAAGGUCGAGGGGAAGGAGGAGGAGGGACUGACGAGAGUGCAGCUUACACUAGACGGUAUUAAUAUCCAGCAGCACUUCUUAGUUCACGAGAUCAAGCAAGGUGACUGGACUAUCGUCAAGUGCAAGGUGUGUAAUUGUGCUACUCACAAGAAGUUUAGUCAGGAGAUACUGUUGUACCCCGGGCUCUCAGACUUCACAAACUGUGUGCUGGAUGUACAGAGUGGCCCUGACUUUGAUACUGGCUUUAAUUUGAUAUUGCCGGGUGAGGUAGCAAGUGCUAAGGACAACCCAUCAGCUAAGCAAGACUUACUGUCAAUACAAACUGAAACUGACAAACUCAAGAAAGAUAUGAAAGUAUUGUACGAAGAAAAACUAGCUCAGUUCAUCAAGACGGAAAAGAAGCUUCUUGAUGCCGGUUUAAGACAGGCUGAAGAGGCAAGUAUGAAGAUAAAGAACUUGGUAAACUACUACCACGAGAAGAACCAGAACGAAGAACUAACGGAUUCCUCCAAUGGAGGAAACGAGACCCGGUCCAGGAAGCUGUCCGUGUCGGACAAGAAGGUCACCUUCUCAGUGUCUGAUGAUGUGGAGACAGCAGUAGAACCUGACUAUCAGGAUGAUGAGGAGGAAGAACAUCCAGGAAGGUCUCCUUCACAAGACGAAUACUUCCAGUUUGACAUGGGAGAUGACGAUCUGUUCGGAGGUCCACAAGAGGAUGAGUUCAGUGGAGGAUACCACUUUGGGCAGCAUGAUGACGACGAGGACAGCAGCUCCUCUGGAUGUGAACCUGACAUGAUUCCUCAAGGAGCAUCUGUGCCGAUAAAUGUUCCGUUGGGUUUCCACCGGGAGAGACAAAAUAAUAAGAGGAUAUCUUCAAGUGUAAAGAUGGAAGACAUAGCCCAUAGUAUGAAGACCCUAAUGGAAGAGUUUCACGGAGAAGAUGAUGACGUCCCCCGCCCUCGGGUCAUGUCACGCAGCUACAAUCCAUCUCGUUUCAGAUCAUGACCUCAAUGCCACGUGACAGACUCAGCAGUUUGCACGUGACUCCCAACGUGCCUUGUGCGCGUGACAAUGAACAUUGACAAGUGAUUACUGACUCACUGAAUUAUUACAGAAACAGAAGAAAAAAAGGUUUAAGCAGUUUAAGAAUUUUAACUAUAUUCGUAGAUCCUCUUAUAUCUAUAAGGACUAUUGAGGAUUGCGGUGACUGAAAAGUUAUCAAAGACGCUGUAUUGUGCUGGUGUUAUAUUAAUGAUUUUCUCUUUAGCUCUAGCUAGAUUUAAGAUUUGUGAUCCUUUCUUGGGUGUGGAAAUUCGAGAGUCUUCGGAACACACCCACUGCUAAUCAAUUGUUUCCUCUUCAUCAUUAUUAAUUUAAACGUUUGAUUUUAAUAGCAUUUCUGCCUGUUCUUUUGGGAGAAGUUUUGCCCCGCUUUACAAAAUCAUGCUUGUUUUUGGUUGAUUACAAAAUUUUCUCUAUUUUCUUCUUUACGGAUAGUUUUAGUACAAUUGUGCGCUUGUCACAGUUAAUGAACGUAGUCCAUUUAUCACAGCUCUCGUUGCAGCGAGUUUUUAUACGGUUUGAACGGUAUGAACCAUUAAAAUAAUUAUAUACGGUUUUGUUAUGUUGUUAUGUAGAUAAACUGGUGCUUUAAAAGUGGUUAUCGCAACGGCAUCAGAAGUUCCGAACAAUUAGUAUAUAAUUAGCAGAUACGAGCUGUUAAUUAGUUUAUAAUUAGCAGAUACGAGCUUGGGAAGCUGUCAUCUUAGAUAUCCCAUGUCAUUUCUAUUUGCUUUCAUUCCGAUGUAAAGCUUUAGAACGUAUGAUCAAGUAUUAAUUUACAAAUCAGAUUUUGAGUAAAAUGUUAAAAGUUAAGUUAUACCUUAGGAACGAGGAAUGUUACUAAUUGGAAUUCUGAACCAAUUAAAUUGAGGCUGCCCCACAUUGCGAUCACUACCCGAUGGUCUUUAAUAUCAAACUUAUUUAUUGAAUAUCGCAAUUAUUGGAUAAUUGUUCAAUUUAGACAUUUUUAAUACUUUGACAAUAAAAAUUUUGAAUCAUAUUUCUUGUUGUUCU